Molecule: messenger RNA, 1205 nt
Organism: Striga asiatica
Lineage: Eukaryota; Viridiplantae; Streptophyta; Magnoliopsida; Lamiales; Orobanchaceae
Source: the annotation of a GenBank genome assembly
AUUACAUUUCUUAAUUAAUUGGGUGGUUCUCUCUGCGUCGUCUGCUAUCUCGACGUAAGGUGAGAGUCGAGAUCACCUUAGGUUUUCGGAAGUGAAACAUCAACCCAAGACUUAAACCAAGGGCAUUCACAGUUGAAGAAAAAAUGGGUAUAUGGAACGAUGCGUUGAGGGCUCUUGAGCCGACGAACGUUACUCACUCUUGUGUCGGCAAUUUCACUGCCCCGAACGACCUCAAUCUCAUCGUUUCGAGAUGCACCAGAAUAGAGAUUCAUUUGGUGUCGUUUCAAGGUUUACAGCUUAUGUUGGAUAUGCCAAUAUAUGGUAGAAUUGCCAUACUUGAGCUUUUUCGUCCACAUGGGGAAACUCAAGAUCACCUUUUCAUGGUCAAGGAAGCAUACAAUUUCAGUGUUAUGCAAUGGGAUGCCGAGAAUGCGCAGUUUAUUAUAAGAAAGGGAAAGGUCAUUCCAUUUGAUAACAAAGGCAAAGGCAUGUUCAUGGAAGAAUUUGAUAUUAGGCUUCCGGAGCUUCAGGUUUUGGAUAUUAAGUUUUUGUAUGGUUGCCCCAGGCCAACUAUUGUUGUACUUUACCAGGAUACUGAAGAUGAACGUCAUAUGAAAACUUACGAAGUUGCUUUGAUGGAUGAAUGUUUUGCUGAGGGUCCGUGGUCUCAGAAUAAUCUUGAUAAUGGGGCAGAAUUGUUAAUUCCAGUUCCGCCUCCUCUUUGCGGUGUCCUAAUUAUUGGUGAAGAGAGUAUUGCCUCUGCUUUUAAAGCAAUCCCAAUCAGGCCUUUUGUCACAAAAGCUUAUGGGAGGGUUGAUGUUGAUGGCUCGCGCUACUUGCUAGGGGAUCAUAAUGGGCUUUUGCAUCUACUUGUUAUAACUCAUGAUAGGGAGAAAGUAACUGGACUCGAGAUUGAGCUCUUGGGGAAAACGUGUAUCGCAUCGUCCAUAUCAUAUCUUGAUAAUGAUGUUGUCUUCGUAGGCUCAAGCUAUGGAGACUCACAGAUGAUAAAGCUGAAUCUUUCACCGGAUGCAAAAGGUUCUCAUGUGGAAGUUCUUAAAGAGAAUUUUUCUCCUGGUCCUGCCGCCUCUGCUGCCCCUCAUAUUGAUGAGCUCUCAGAAAAGAGGGAACAGCCUCACAGCCUCAUUAACAUCACGGAUCUCGAGGAUAAACAACAUGCCCGUCCUAAGAUCAUAAAGCAGUAG